Molecule: messenger RNA, 1074 nt
Organism: Belonocnema kinseyi
Lineage: Eukaryota; Metazoa; Arthropoda; Insecta; Hymenoptera; Cynipidae
Product: N-acetylneuraminate lyase-like
Exons: 8
Coding region: 56-991 (311 amino acids)
Biological process (GO): N-acetylneuraminate catabolic process
Molecular function (GO): 4-hydroxy-tetrahydrodipicolinate synthase activity; N-acetylneuraminate lyase activity
Source: RefSeq, a predicted model, not a curated record
GAACACUUCAGCGGCACAUUUCGCCUGAAGAACAAGUGUCGAAAGGUCCAUAAAAAUGCUGGUGGAGCAAUUUAUUCUUAGAGGCAUACUUGUCGCAGCCUUGACACCGUUUAAUUAUAAUGAUACAUUAUCAUUAAAUUUGACAGUCAUUCCGGAUUAUGCAGAUUAUCUUGUAAAAAAAGGAAUCGCAGGCGUACUGAUUUGUGCAACAUCUGGAGAAGGACCAGCUUUAUCUGUACCAGAAAGAAAAGCUCUAACUGAAGAAUGGAUGAAAGCAAUCAAAUCAACGAAACUGCAUUUAAUGGUCCAUAUUGGAGGUGCACCACUUCCGGAUGUUUUAGAACUGGCAAGCCACGCAGAAAGUCUGAAAGUAAAUUCUUUACUGACUCUACCUGAAUUAUACUUUAGACCAUCAAAUGGAAAAGAAUUAGCCACCUAUUUGAAACUGAUAUCAAAUGCCGCCCCGAAAACACCUUUAUUAUAUUAUCACACACCACAAAGAGCACCAGUAAAAAUAAAAAUCGGUGAGUUUUUGGAAAAUUAUGGGGACCAAAUUUCUACUCUGGUUGGCAUAAAAUAUUCAAACACGGAUUUAACUGAAGUUGCUGAAGCUAUGGAAACUAGAAACAGAAAUUAUACAGUCUUUUUGGGAGCUGAGAAGCUAAUAUAUCCAACAUGUGCAAUUGGAGGAGAAUCUUUCAUGUCGGCUUCUUCAAGUUUAAUCCCAGAACUUCCUUUAUCGAUCUUCGCAGCAUGUAGAGAAAAGGAUUUUGAAAGAGCCAAGAAAAAUCAAGAACUCUUUACGAAAUCUCUGAAUAUUUUCCCGAAAUAUGGAAAUUAUGUACAAGGAAUAAAACUUGCAAUGCGUCACCUCACGUCUUUAGAUUUCGGAGAUGCUCGAAUUCCGUGGAACCGAAUUUCGUCAGAGAAAGAAUUGAAGUUGAUGAAGGAAUUUCGAUCUGAAGUUUUGGAUAAAAUGAAAUUCCUUUAAUGCAAAUUACAAAUAAAAGAAUGUUGAAAAUCCCCAAAAUUAGUAAAGAAAAACAAAGAAAUGUACUGCUUGCUUAAAAAUGU